Molecule: messenger RNA, 2150 nt
Organism: Pimephales promelas (fathead minnow)
Lineage: Eukaryota; Metazoa; Chordata; Actinopteri; Cypriniformes; Leuciscidae
Source: RefSeq, a predicted model, not a curated record
GGGGAUCUGCUGGACCUGAUCCCGGCACUGGUGCCCGGCGAGGCGCCCCUCGUGAGUCAGUAUAAAGCUCCUCCGAUGGGCCACUGCUCCGCGCUCAUAAAGAUGCUGCCCGGCUACGAGAACCUGUUGUUCGCUCACUCCAGCUGGUACACGUACGCCGCCACCAUGCGCAUCUACAAACACUGGGACUUCAAGCUGAGCGAACCACACACAGCCACUGGGAAACUGUCCUUCAGCAGCUACCCUGGGUUCCUGGUGUCUCUGGAUGAUUUCUAUCUGCUGGGCAGCGGUUUGAUGAUGACCCAGACCACGAAUAACGUCUUCAACACCUCGCUGUACUCCUACAUCACUCCUGCCAGUCUGUUCUCCUGGCAGAGGGUUCGACUGGCACACGUACUGGCGCAGACCGGAGAGCAGUGGGCGCAGACCUUCUCCAGAUACAACUCCGGCACGUAUAAUAACCAGUACAUGGUUGUGGACACCAGUAAAGUGAUCCUGGGCAGCCGUCUGGAUGACGGGGCGCUGACUGUGGUCGAGCAGAUCCCGGGACUGGUGGAGUAUUCGGACCAGACGCAGACGCUGCGCAGAGGUUACUGGCCGUCCUACAACGUGCCGUUCCACCGUAAGGUCUAUGACCUGAGUGGGUACGUGCAGAUGUGGAAGGAUUAUGGCGAGGACUUUUCCUAUGACCUUUGCCCUCGCGCCAAGAUUUUCCGCCGCGACCAGUCUUCAGUGAGCGACCUUAUGACCCUCAAACACAUCAUGAGAUACAACGAUUAUAAGAAUGACCCGUACUCGCAGGGCGACCCGUGUAAGUCCAUCUGCUGUCGCAACGACCUGCGUGAGCAUCAUGCCAGUCCUGGAGGAUGUUACGACACCAAGGUGACGGAUCUGCUCAUGGCUCGGGGGUUCGUGGCGGAGGCGCUGAACGGUCCCACCACUGAAGGAGGACUCCCCGUCUUCUCCUGGGACACCUUCAACAGCACGACACACCAGGGUCUUCCUCUCAGCUACAACUUCAGCUUCGUCAGCAUGCAGCCGCAGCUCUUCCGCCCCUGAGGAUCAUGGGAGUUCACUGUUGCUAACACCAAUCUGUCCAAUCAGCUGUUAUUCUGAACGCUAAACUCUUCCGCCCUCUUUUGACAAUCAGUCCACGACUUUACGCCUCUUUUGAUUGAUGGAUUGAAGAAGUUAAUCGCGAUGAUUAGUGCACACUGUGUGUUUAUGACUAUGGAAGCCCAUUUAAGCUUUGGUUAAUCAUAGUUAUCACAAAAAAAUCAAAAUUAUGAGAAAUAUUCAUGAGAUGAAAAGUCAAAAUUGACAUACUAAGUCAUAUUUAUGAGUCAAAAUGAUAUUAAUUUGCAUAAAUAGGCAUACUAAUGACAGAUUAAUGAGUUUGUGAGUCAACAACGACUUAUCAUAAUUAAGAUUUACCGAAGAAUAGUUAUCACAAGAAAAGUCAAAAUUCAUGAAAAGUCAACAGUAUGAUAAUUAUCGUUAUGAGAUUAAAAAGUAUAUUUUUGAGAUGAUAAAUCUAAAUUAUGACAGACAUGAUUAGGGAUUAAAUUGAAAUUAUGACACUAAAUCAUAUUAAAGAGAUGAAAAGUCAAAAUUAUGACAGUCAUAUUUAUGAGUCAAAAGGAUGGCGUAAAUAGUUAUAAUUAUGACAAAUUAUUCAGCUUGUAAGUCAACCAUCUCAUAAUUUCAACAAUAUGAGGCGUCGUUUUUCGCCUAUUUGUGUCAUAAAUUUACCGAAGUAUGGUUGUUUUUCUUUUGACUUGUCGCGUUACUUAGUAUGCAAUAAAUUUGACUUUUUUUGUCAGUUUUGACAUUAAUUUUGACUAUUUUUGUCAUAAAUAUGACUUUAGUGAAGCAUGACUGCUUUCUCAUGUCAGAAAUGUGUCUUUAAUGACAUGUUUAUAGUGAGGAAGGUUUGUUUUGAGUCCUGACGAACAACACGAGCAGAAAAACAAAGUGUGUGUGAGCAAUUCUAAUGUCUUGUUGACGUGUUUGCCGGUGUGAAGAUGUUUUCUCUCAGGGAACUCGUGUCUGUUAGUAUUACCGUGUGACUGAUCUCCUCAUAUCUGGAUUUUUGUAAUCUGAUCUGUGCUUUUGUCUUUGAUUCAAUCAAUGAAUAAACACAAACCUCA